AUGUCCGCCUCAGACAAUGCGUUCCAAGAACUCGCCCGGAUCUUUUCGACCAGAAAUAACCGCAUUCUUGAGAUCGAGAUUCUCCCGCCAGCUCUUGGUCCCCUGCUCCAAGACGAAUGCUCUGUAGGUAUAACAAAGAAAUACCUGGUUCAGUCGUUUGUGGUUGCUAGACGUAUAUUCUUUGAGAAGUCGAGGUCCAACUUCGAAUGUGGAUCUCCACGCGCGAUACUUCGGAACGAGAAUGAGAGCGUAACGCACGGCGCUUCGGACGCGAUCCUCGAGGACCUUCUAGUCUCAACAGAAAUAAUCUUGUUAUUCGACUGCGAGCAUAUUACAGCAUGCAACUGGAGACGCGGACGGCUGGACGCCCUCAACAGACACCAUGAUUUUUCCUCCGACGAUCCGGGGCCGCUUAUCCAAGCUCUAGAAAAUGAGCUCACCCUGAUGACAACUUACCUUUGUUCGCCCUUGCACCGGCAUACAAAAUCCCCGACGUUAUGGCAACAUCGAUUAUGGGUGCUAGCUCGGUUACUCGAAAUACGCGAGGUGGGAGCGAGACGAGCAAACUUCGUCAGCCCGUUCGAAGUAACAAACCAACAACAGAAGAGUAAUGUCGACUGGCUAAAAUCUGAGCUAGCUGUUGUCCAUCGGGCCGGAGAACUACACCCACGGAACUAUUAUGCUUUCAACUACAUGAGACAAGUGCUCGGCGUCCUUUCCGAUACGACAAAAGCCCGGCAAGGUCCUUCUGCGUUGGCCGAGUCAAUCAUUGAUUUGGCGCUGCCUUGGUGCUUGGCCCACCCUUCAGAUGUAUCCGGGUGGAUGUUUAUGCUCUAUCUCCUGGAAGUUGUUCCGAAAGGAGAUCUUCAUCCUAAUGUUGUUAAGAAGGUGGUCGGCUACGCUUUAGAUGUCGGGUGGGAAGGCGAGAGCCUCUGGACUUUUAUAGACCUGUCUGUUCAAUCGCUUGGUCUGGAGGAAACGGUCAGAAAUACGCUGCAGAUGAUUCCGGGGACCUCCUAUACUACUAUUUCCACGGUUCAAGAUGAAUCGACAAGGAAUACAGCUCUGCCGGCGCGGUCUUGGAAAUCUUGGCUGACGAUGGCGAGGAAAUACUGGGAUAGCUGCAAUCAAGUUGCCUAA
Molecule: messenger RNA, 1140 nt
Organism: Aspergillus oryzae RIB40
Lineage: Eukaryota; Fungi; Ascomycota; Eurotiomycetes; Eurotiales; Aspergillaceae
Exons: 1
Coding region: 1-1140 (379 amino acids)
Biological process (GO): protein prenylation
Cellular component (GO): cytoplasm
Molecular function (GO): protein prenyltransferase activity
Source: RefSeq, a predicted model, not a curated record